AUGUUUGUGCGCCCCCUUAGGUCCGUAUCUAUCGCCGCGUCGCUCGUCGGCGCAGGCCUCAACUUCGUGCUCGCGGCCCGCCUCCUCGGCCUCUGGCGCUCGCUCGGAUGGGAGUCGGAGACGGAGUGGGAGGCAUCGGGAGACGUGUGGAGGGUGGAUAGCGUCAAGAUAGUGUGGGGAUUGUUGUCGACCUACUUUGCUGCGGCGUCGCUGGCGUGUUUCGUCGGCUUCGUCGGUCUUGCAAAGACUAUCCCCUCUUUUGUCCGCUUCUACCGCGACUACUCCAUCGCCGACUUCGCCUUCAUCACCGUCUCUACGCUGUUCGUCAGCUAUACGUCGUACAGCACCCCUUAUGUCCGGACAGGUGUUUGCGAAGAGCUCUCGCGGCACCCCGAUCUCAUGCGCGACAUGGUCGAAAUGGGCCUCAAUGUGGAGAACUGCGAGCUGUGGUUUGACCGUGCCGUCGUGGGUAUGAUUGGCAUCAUGUUCAUCCUCAUUGUCAUUCGCCUCCACACGCUGAUUGCGCUCUCGAAGCACUACCGAUACAUGUGGCGUGAUGCCGCUAUCAACAAGUCGCAGCACACGAGUCUUCGUCAGCUCAACACCGACUCGCUGCACCGCAUCUACCUCCUCCCCACACCGACGUCGCCCCAGUCGUCUUCGAUGGCGUUCAACCACUACGACACAUCAUCACACUCCCGCUCUCCCUCGGGUAACAUUGUCGUUUACGCACCGAUCCCGGUAGGCGGGAUGUCUGAGGCGGAGGCGCGGAAGAUGAACGCCACCGAGGCAUGGAUCCCGCGUCGGACGUCCGCGGAUGCUGGCUCGAGCCCGGGUUCUUCAUCCCCGCGCUCGCACAGACACAGCCGCUCUGCUUCCGUCCACGGGCACCGACGCCAUGGUUCAAACCCGCGCUCGACAGGGGCGCGGAAGGACAGCGGCUUUUCUACAGUAGACGAGAAGUCGGAGACAGGGCCGCUCUGA
This is a messenger RNA of Rhodofomes roseus, 984 nucleotides long. RefSeq lists its product as uncharacterized. Bases 1 to 984 code for a protein of 327 amino acids. The transcript is spliced from 3 exons. Lineage: Eukaryota; Fungi; Basidiomycota; Agaricomycetes; Polyporales; Fomitopsidaceae. The record is from RefSeq and is a predicted model, not a curated record.